Pomacea canaliculata is the source of this 2492-nucleotide messenger RNA. RefSeq names its product craniofacial development protein 2-like. NCBI's taxonomy places the organism in Eukaryota, Metazoa, Mollusca, Gastropoda, Architaenioglossa, Ampullariidae. Gene Ontology annotation, molecular function: catalytic activity. Gene Ontology annotation, cellular component: nucleus. The transcript has a single exon. The record is from RefSeq and is a predicted model, not a curated record. Bases 833 to 1462 code for a protein of 209 amino acids. Gene Ontology annotation, biological process: chromatin remodeling.
CAGGUCCGAUGGCGAGGUGUGGUUGCGGCCCUAUGCUCCACUGGGGGCGUAUAGGAAAGAAGAAGAAGAAUAUAAAAAAUUUGCUGUGUGCCACUUUUGGGACAUGUAAAUGAUACAUUUUUUACGUUUCACGAAUCUGCAGUCGUUGACUUCUUGAUGCGCGCCAAUCUGUCACAGUUUCACUUCAAGUAGAACAGUCUCUGACUGAAGGAUCAGUGUGAUGACAGAUGCAAGGCACAUAUGUCGAAAAAAUUCAUAUCACACUGAUGAUGUUGCUGUGGUAGUAUUGACCCACAAGGUUCUAAAUCAGUGGUUCUUAACCUUGUUUGAGGUACCAAACCCAUCAGUUUUUUAUGCACAUUCACCAAACCCUUCUUUAGUGAUAAAUCAAAUAACAUUUUUUUCCAAAUUCAAGACAUAGGUAUAUGGUUUUUUUUACUGGUAUGCAAAAUAAACCGUGAUCUUCACUCUUCCAUCUGUUGUUGUUUUUCGCUCUUCCUUCGUGUCACCGUGUCUUCACAUCCUUUGUUCGCAUUGCUGUCCGUCAUCGUGUCGAGCGUCCACCCUGCACCAUCAUCAUCAUCUCGUCGGCGAGUGAACUCGCGACCCUGCUGCACCAGUGUGCGGAAAGGCCUUGGACUGAACACCUAGAGCAGGAACCUUCGAGCAGGAGCUCACGUGACCAGUGGCCGGCCCACAUCAUCGCAUCUGGACGAGAAGACAGAGGGGUGGGAGUACGUCUUUAGAGCGGCAAGCAAGGCCAGAGGGCGGGCUGCUGUCUGUGGACAUCUUCAACGGACUUCUAAACUGUCACCCUGCAGUGCAUGAAAACAUGUAUGAAACAGGCAAGUUAGCACAAGUUACAGCUGAGAUGAGGCGUUACAACUUACACAUCCUUGGAGUAAGUGAAAGCAGAUGGACAGGUUCUGGAAGAGUAAAGACCCAGACCGGAGAGACAGUGCAGUAUUCUGGCAGAGAGGACAACCAACACCAUGAGGGAGUAGCCAUAAUCCUGAGGAAAGGAACAGAUAAGUGCCUAAUAGAGUGGAAGCCGAUCAACAGCAGACUGAUUUCAGCCAGAGUGAGAGGGAGACAUGGCAACAUGACCUUGAUCCAGUGCUACGCACCAACCAACGAUGGCGAUGAUGAGGCGAAGGACACCUUUUACGAUCAAUUGCAAGCAGAAGUAAGUGCAGCACCCAAUCAUGACCUGUUGAUUGUGAUGGGCGACAUGAAUGCCAAAGUUGGGAACGACAACACCCAUGUAGAGAGAACUAUGGGCAGACAUGGUUGUGGCUGCAUGAACGAGAACGGAGAGAGACUAGUGGAGCUAUGCACUAUGUACAACCUGGUGAUUGGAGGAACACUAUUCCCUCACCGUACCGUCCACAAGCUAACAUGGUGCUCACCCAAUGGUAGGGACAGUAACCAGAUCGACCACCUAAUGAUCAACGGCUCCUAGAGACGUUCCCUGCUUGACGUCAGGGUGAGAAGAGGAGGAGAUGUUGGAAGUGACCAUCACCUUGUUGUAGCAAACAUAAAAAUGAAACUGCGAAGUACAGGACGCAAGUCAGCAGCACACAGACGCUUUGAUGUGGAAAGAUUGCAGGACCCCAAGCUGAAAAAUGCCUUCACUCUUCAAGUGAAAAACAGGUUUCAGGCACUUGCAGACAUGACAGACCAUUGCGAGGCAGACACAGAAAGCAUAAACCAGAGAUGGGACCUUGUGAGAACAGUGUACCAGAAAAGCAGCGAGACGAGUCUUGGACUGAGAGGAACUAAGAAGAAGGAAUAGAUAACACCAGAGACGUGGAAGGCGAUAGAGGAAAGAAGAGACCUUAAAAAGAAGGUGGCUAGCACCAGAUCUGAAAGACUGCAAGAGACAUUCAAACUACAGUACAGAGAGAUGAACCGGAAAGUGAAGCGCUCGGCGAGAUCAGACAAGCGUGCCUACUUGAACAACCUAGCAAGUGAGGCCGAAGAAGCAGCAAGAAAAGGAGAACAAGGAAAGCUGUACAAGAUCACCAAGACAAUUAGCGGCAAAUUCCACAGCACCAACAAUGCCCCAGUCAAGGACAAGGGAGGGAAGCUGCUAACGACAGAGAGAGAACAAGAAGCACGCUGGGCUGAACACUUCAGAGAGAUCCUGAACAGACCACCACCACCUUCCGAAGAAGCCGACAUACAAGAAGCCAUUGAGGACCUCGACGUUAACAUCGCCCCACCAGAGAAGCAGGAAAUCAUCACAGCGAUUAAGUCCUUGAAGAACAGAAAGGCACCAGGUAAGGACAAUCUGAAUGCUGAAUUAUUCAAGGCAGACCCAGAUUUGGCAGCCAAUAUCCUGCAACCCCUAUUUACCGCAGUAUGGGAAGGGAAGCAAGUCCCAGAUGACUGGACCAGAGGAGUGAUAGUCAAAAUCCCAAAGAAAGGAUCCCUUAGCGACUGCAACAACUGGCGAGGAAUAACUCUCCUGUCCAUCCCAAGCAAGAUCA